This is a messenger RNA of Rattus rattus (black rat), 725 nucleotides long. RefSeq names its product glycoprotein hormone subunit alpha 2 (gene Gpha2). Gene Ontology annotation, molecular function: hormone receptor binding; hormone activity. NCBI's taxonomy places the organism in Eukaryota, Metazoa, Chordata, Mammalia, Rodentia, Muridae. The transcript is spliced from 3 exons. Gene Ontology annotation, biological process: cell surface receptor signaling pathway. The record is from RefSeq and is a predicted model, not a curated record. Gene Ontology annotation, cellular component: extracellular region. The coding region runs from base 161 to 553 and encodes 130 amino acids.
CUGAGGCAAGGAAGCAAGCACCCCACACAUUCCCACCCAAGGCAGAGAGGAUCAACAGUGCCACCCAGGCACACCUCACCAGUCGGAAGACCCAGAAGCCUGGCUUGCGGGGGGAGAGACACAACUGCAAAGACUUCCCUUCCCACCCACUCCUUUUCAGAUGCCCAUGGCACCACGAGUCUUGCUCUUCUGCCUGCUGGGCCUGGCAGUCACUGAAGGGCAUGGCCUGGAGGCAGCCGUCCCAAUCCCAGGCUGCCACUUGCACCCCUUUAACGUGACAGUGCGAAGUGAUCGCCACGGCACCUGCCAGGGCUCCCACGUGGCACAGGCGUGUGUAGGACACUGUGAGUCUAGUGCUUUCCCUUCUCGGUACUCUGUGCUGGUUGCCAGUGGCUAUCGACACAACAUCACCUCUGUCUCUCAGUGCUGUACCAUCAGCAGCCUUAAAAAGGUGAGGGUGUGGCUGCACUGCGUGGGGAACCAGCGUGGGGAGCUCGAGAUCUUCACGGCUAGGGCCUGCCAGUGUGAUAUGUGCCGUCUCUCCCGCUACUAGGCCCCGAAGGGCUCAGGCCUCCAGUCCUGCCACUGAUAGGUCGUGCUUCUCUGAGACCAGCCCUCUUUGGAGUCUGAAGAUGGGGCUUCGCCUCUGUUUACCUGGCCUCCUCAGCAGUCUCACUGCUGCUUUCUCCUUCGCCCCUAUCCUCAAUAAAGCAGGCAGUACUUGA